Molecule: messenger RNA, 2280 nt
Organism: Rasamsonia emersonii CBS 393.64
Lineage: Eukaryota; Fungi; Ascomycota; Eurotiomycetes; Eurotiales; Trichocomaceae
Exons: 1
Coding region: 1-2280 (759 amino acids)
Biological process (GO): signal transduction involved in filamentous growth; osmosensory signaling pathway via Sho1 osmosensor; fungal-type cell wall organization
Cellular component (GO): plasma membrane; extracellular region; cell surface
Molecular function (GO): osmosensor activity
Source: RefSeq, a predicted model, not a curated record
AUGAGAUCCACCAGCGUUUCUGCGCUUGCUGCUCUGGCCCUGGCGGGCGGUUCAGUUGCAAACGAGCUUCGUCCGCGGUACUACUUCCCCAGGGAGAUCCGGCGGCCCAUUUACACCAACUCGAGUCUGGAGUCCCGACAAACGACCGAGCUGCCAAGCUCGUCUGCCGACCUGUUGGGCUCUCUGGGAGCAUUGCUGAGCGGCCUCACGGGCCCGGAACCGUCAACUCCACCUCCCUCUGUUCCCCCGGCUCCCCCGAGCUCUAACCAGCCCGGUGUGGUCGUGGUUCCUGUCACCAUUGCGGUCCUGCCCGAUGGCCAAACGACCACCGUCACCGGUUCCGCCUCUACUAGCGGUACUGCGACUGCUCAAUCGGUAGUUGCGACUUCGGUGGUGCCAACUACGUCCAUUGCUGCUCCCGUGCCAACAACGUCCCCAGCUCAGCCUGCUCCAUCUGGCACGACCGCAGCUGAGGCUGCUCCCUCUGGAACGACCGCGAAUGCCACGACUUCUGCAGGUCUUCUUGGAGGCUUGGGAAAUGAUGUGUCCAGCUUGCUCGACCCUAGCCAACCCGGCUCCACUGGUGGCCUUCCGGCAACCAUCGUCCAGCCUACGACCCCGUCCGCGAGCCCACAGAUCCCUGCUACUACUACUGGGACUCCGGAAGUUGGUACGACUGGCGGUAUUCCGGCAAGCAUUGUCCAACCGACAACUUCUCCGUCCAGCGCCUCGAGCAGCCCCGGCCUGGAUCUCUCAGGCGUUCUGUCCGGCGUUGGCGGUGCUCUGGUAGGCUCGACUGGGUUGGUUCCUCUUCAGCAGGGUUCGACGCCGACUCCCUCUCCGUCUGGCGGUAUCACGGUUGGCGUUUCGAGCGUGAUCUCCCCUUCGCCCACGACAGGUGCGACUCCUUCGCCUUCGAGCGGUCAGGAUCUUCUGUCAACGCUUCUUCCUGGCAUUCUUGGCGACGGCAACUCCACGGCCUCUUCGGGCCCGAUUACUAUUCCCGUUGUUGUUCCGACGCCCAAGCCUAACGCGUCGCCGUCCAGCCCUGCUGUCAGUCCUGGUGUCACUCCAUCGGGCGGUCUGUCUCCCGUCGGUAGUCCGUCUCCAAGCGGCUCUCCCAGUCCUACUCCAGUCUCCCCUGGCUCGACACCUGGCUCUACUCCUGGCUCGACACCCAGCCCUACGCCUGGUGUGUCUUCCGGUGCAGCUACCCCAAGCCAGACGAGCUCGCCAACGACUGUCAGUCCCACAGAGUCGAAGACCACUCAUCAUGAGGUGUCCCCCACUCCGACUCACGAGAAAACCACUGCCAGCCAUACCACCACCACCACCAGCAGCAGCAGCACCAGCACCGCUCAGCCCUCGCAGUCUGACACGUCGACCUAUAUUCCGCCUCCCAGCAUCAUUAUCCAGCCGACGACCACUGCGUCUGCGACGACGACUCAGCCUACGGUGAGCUUCACGGAAAUCCCCCAGGUUAUCGCUCCUGCUGGUGGAAUCCCGGCGGCUCCCCAGAACUCGACCCUGAUUCAACUUGGUUUCAACCAUCUCCUUCCGUACCAAUUCGUUGCUACGAUGGCCAGCUCGAGCUCCCAGAUCCUCUACUACACGCCGUUGGGUCUGGAAUACGCUCUGCAGAUUCCCGGCUCGCAGGUCGUCCCGUACCUGAUCCGCCCGUAUGACACCUCGAAGACUCUGGGUUACGUGACGACUCUUAUUCAGCUCUACAUUCCUUCGGACCAGGUCGAUCCUCUGGCCCUUCAGCUUCAUGCGCCGGAAUCCCGACUGUUCCAGCAGCAGGACCCCUCCAUCAAGACUCUGUUCUCCAUGCUCAACCCGGAGAUCCCGCUGGUCGUUGGUGAAGGUGGCGCUGGACUUACCGGGGCUAGCGGCGACAGCAGCGCUGCUGGAGCGUCGAGCAGUGAUGGCGCUGAUGGUGACGGAUCUGACAGCAACGCCAACGAUGCCGCCGGCGCCGGCAGCAGCGGUGGCACUGUGCGUGGUAGCUCCGUUGGCAUCGGUGUUGGUGUGGUUGCUGGUGCUGCCGCGUACGGUGCGGGUAUGUUCUACGUUGCCCGUCGGUACCGGAAGCGACGCCAGAUGCACCAGCGGACGAGCUCUCUCCCAGGCCAGCAGAUGGGCGAGACCUCUGGCGGGUCGAUUUUCCGCGCCAUUUCGCCGUACAGUGGCCGCAACAGCCGUCACAGUGGCCGAAGCAACCGCACGCAGAUGAUCAGUGCACCAGUGAUGGCCGAAAACUCUCUUGGUUGGAACUAA